UUUCUUUCCGUGUGCCAAGUUCCGGGUAUCCUCCUGCUCCUCAGAAAUUAGGGUUCUCGGAGGAAGAAGAAGAGAGAGGCUCUUCGACUCCUUUUUCUCACACUGAUUCAGAUUAGCUGAUUUCCCGAGGGCAAUGGCCUCUUUAUUCAAGGAUCAAGUGAAGCUAUCAGCCUAUAGGGACAGGAGAUUCCCAGGAACACAAGAAGAGUUCGAAGAGGCACUUCGGACAUCUUCAACUGUUUACAUCGGGAAUAUGUCUUUCUAUACAACUGAAGAACAGGUUUACGAGCUUUUUUCCAGGGCUGGAGAAAUAAAAAAGAUAACCAUGGGGUUGGAUAAGAACACGAAAACACCCUGUGGCUUUUGUUUUGUCCUGUUCUAUUCCAGAGAGGACACAGAGGAUGCAGUCAAAUAUAUAAGUGGAACCAUUCUGGAUGACCGGCCUAUUCGUGUGGACUUUGAUUGGGGAUUCCAAGAAGGUAGACAAUGGGGUCGUGGUAAAAGCGGUGGACAGGUUCGAGAUGAAUACCGUACAGAUUAUGAUCCUGGUAGAGGAGGUUAUGGAAAAUUAGUUCAGAAAGAACUAGAAGCACAGAGGCAGCUUGUUGAUUAUGGUGCUGGGUCAUUGGGAUCUUUUCCACCAGUCCUGCCAUCGAACUACGGAAGGCACGGUGGAGGCCAUGGCCAUGGAGGUUCAUAUCGCCAUGGUAGAGGUGAUCACCAUCGUAAACGAUACAGAGACGAUGAUCGCUAUGGACGGGAGCCCUCGAAAAGAACAUCGGAUCACGAAUCUAGAAGAGACUCUGAUCAUGAUAUGAGACCGGAGAAAAACCCGAGAUUUCGAGAGACGGAAGAGAAGAUCUUAAGAACUUUUAAAAAAAUUUAAGGUUGGGGAGCUUGAAUUGUUCGUUUCCUCGUCUUAUGGAGGAUCAGUGUGCGGCCGAAGAAACAUCUUUACGCACUGUUUGUCAGUCUGAACUCAAAUCCAGUGCCAAGAUAUUUCUCUCUUGUCUGAAUUUCUUAUCUACAGUUAUGUACAAGCAGUUCUGGUUACAUGAACACUCUGACACUAAGCCCCCUUGUCAAAAUUUAGACAAGAACAGAAAUGAAAUCAUGUUCCAU
Tarenaya hassleriana is the source of this 1122-nucleotide messenger RNA. RefSeq names its product nuclear cap-binding protein subunit 2. Gene Ontology annotation, biological process: mRNA cis splicing, via spliceosome. Bases 134 to 886 code for a protein of 250 amino acids. Gene Ontology annotation, cellular component: nuclear cap binding complex. Gene Ontology annotation, molecular function: RNA cap binding. The transcript is spliced from 9 exons. The record is from RefSeq and is a predicted model, not a curated record. Lineage: Eukaryota; Viridiplantae; Streptophyta; Magnoliopsida; Brassicales; Cleomaceae.